Messenger RNA from Daldinia vernicosa, 2139 nucleotides. RefSeq names its product Mis12-Mtw1 protein family-domain-containing protein. Gene Ontology annotation, cellular component: MIS12/MIND type complex. The record is from RefSeq and is a predicted model, not a curated record. Lineage: Eukaryota; Fungi; Ascomycota; Sordariomycetes; Xylariales; Hypoxylaceae. Bases 93 to 1574 code for a protein of 493 amino acids. Gene Ontology annotation, biological process: cell division; mitotic sister chromatid segregation. The transcript is spliced from 4 exons.
CCCGAUCGAGUACUCGUCACGACUUGCGCGACAUAGUCCUUUUCUAUCCGACCAAAGCACUCCAGACCAAUGCGCAGAUUAUUCCAGCGUCCAUGACUACCCUCGUGCAGACCCGUCAGCCAUUACAAGUACUGAGCAUGAGCAAUCAGUCUCAGCCCAAGCGUCGCAGGAGCUCGCGCCUUGCCUCAUAUGAUGAACAGGAUGGGGAUUUUCAUUUUACGCGAGGAUCUAAACGAGCAAAGACACAGCCGGAGCCGAUACCUGAAGACGAGCCGGCACCAGCUUCUGUCCCUAUACCAUUACCUAGAAGGGGAAGACCAAAACAGAAUAAGGACCGCGAGGCACAGCCAGCACCUCCGGCUCAACCGGUUCAGCCAGCUCAGCCAGCACCCAGGAGAAAUGCAAAGCGGAGGUCAACCCAGAUAACAUCUGAUCAGGAUGAGGUACAAACGCCGCCGCCUCCGCCACCUCCACCGCAAAGGACCACGAGAAAAAGAGGACGCCCAUCUGUAGAUAAGACCGAAAAGGAACCAGCAAAAGCUACGAAUGGAGUCUCUAAGAAGCAGAAAGAACGCAUAGAAGAGGAAGUCCAAGAAGAGGCAGCUCAGUCAACACCUGUGGAUGAGCACAAGGGAAGAGGCAGAGAUAAUGCAUCAGACUCCAAGAAGAUCGCGCUGCCGUUUAGCGACACGCCUAUAAUAAAUCGUAACAAAGAAAUGCGGAGGAAGACAGGGGCUCGCAGGAGUAGCUUGGGUAUGCGCGGGAGAAGAGCAAGCUCCCUUAUAGAUAAUGGCCACAGCGCCAUACCGCAUAAAGCAGUCGAUCCCGCCGAAUUCUACAAGCAUAUCGAAGCUGAUCUGAUGGAACCACGCCGUAUGAAGCAGCUCCUAACGUGGUGUGGAGAGCGAGCUCUGUCAGAGAAACCACCGCUAGGAUCCUUGAAUUCUAAUGAGAUUCUUGGGGCCCGAGCGAUUCAAGACCAGCUACUAAAAGACUUUUCGUCGAAAUCGGAAUUUUCGGACUGGUUCUCACGAGAGGAAGUACCGCGACCACCCGCAAUAGUGAAGCCGAACCCGCGGAAUAUCGAACAUGAAGAAAAAAUAGUAGCAUUAGAAGAAAGAGUAAAACGAUUAAAAGCAGAAAAGCGAGCAUGGCAAUCCUUAAAACAACCGCCUCCAGAACUACCACCACUCUUCCCCUCGUCAGAUUCAAACCCUCAAUCAUUACCAUUACCCGACGCCUCCCUUCUCGACUCCGAGGAGGCCCAAAUCCUCGCCACUCUUACUGACCCGUCGACCGCCAUAAAACCGCAGAAGAUCCAAUCCCGCCUUCAAGCGCUCCAAAGCUCCCUCGACUUUAGAAUCGACCAUCUGUCUGACAACGUGCAAAAGCUAGAACACCGGGUAAAGACAGGAGGACUGCAAGCAGACCGCGUGUUAGCCCUCAGCGCGGCAAGGCUAAAGGAACGAGAGGAGAAGGAGAGAGCGAGCGCAGGAACUAAGGAUAUGCCAGUUAUGGAAGUACUAAGGAGUCUAGGGAGGAUAUUGCCGCCAGAAAGCGGAGGAGGGGGUUAGGUCAUGAUCGACUUCCCGUGCCGCGUAUAUAGCGCGUACGCGUGUAUGGAAAAGCAGUAAAAGAGAAAAAAAAAAACCCAAGAUUAUCAAUUUUUUCACGUCUCACGUACGGGGGUUUUCUGUCUUUGAAUAGGCAAGGGAAAUGGAGGGAGCAUAGAUGAUUUGCGUUUGCGGUUUGCGUUUGCGGCUUGGAAGAUACCACAUCGACUCGAAUGAGGCGGGAAGGCGUUUUUCCGUUUUUAUUUAUUUUAUCCAUGCUGUUUUACUCUCUGGCAUGGCUAUGUGGCCUAGGUAGCUGUGCGCGUGUGUACCUAGCGAAACUGGCUAGGUCUGGCUGGGAUCGGCGUCUUCGAGAUGAGAUAAUGAAUGAUACUGCAUUGCAUUGCGUUUCGUUGCGUUGCGUUGCCCCGGUUUACAUUACGUUGUAUCGUAUCGUAUGGGGAGACGAGAUGGUAUUAAGCCUGUUUUGAUUGUCUGAUGUAUUUAUUGUGGUUGGAUGGAUGGGUGGUGGUGGUGGUGAUGCAUUAGGGGAGUGAGCAACUGGUAUUUGGUAUUGUUCGAUUAU